UUUCACAGCCAAGGAAAAGGAUGGAGCUCUUGUGGUCCUCACACACUAUUCUUUUCUUUUUCAACUUCCUUCCCAACCAAAAACAUUUUUAAUUCAUCUUCGUCUUAUUAUCUCCCCGUGCUCCUCUGCGAAAAAGAAUGGAUAUUGGUAAGGCGGAAGGGAAGAGGAGCGUGAGAGAUCGGAUGAAGGCAGACGUGGUCAAGGAAGACGAGGAAGAUGAAGAUGCCGAAGAGGACAACAAGAAGAAAAGGGUAAUGACUUACUCCGGAAGAAAAGGAUCCGGAGGAGGAUCGACUCAACCCUGUUGCCAAGUUCAGGACUGCCUCGCGAACAUGAGCAUUGCCAAGGCGUACCACCGCAGGCACAAAGUAUGUGAAUUUCAUGCUAAGGCUCCGGUCGUCGUUAUUUCUGGAGUCCAGCAGCGUUUCUGUCAGCAAUGCAGCAGGUUCCAUGAGCUACCAGAGUUUGAUGACGCUAAGAGGAGUUGCCGCAGGCGUUUGCUUGGACAUAACGAACGCCGUCGCAAGAGUUCAUAUGAUUUUCCAGGAGAAGGGUCAGGCUGACAAUAAGAAUUAGUUAAAUGCACUGAAUUGUUGGUAGAAUAAAGAAAGUGAUUUAAAUGACCAUCUCAGGAAGCACCAAUAAAACGUGAUUUAGCGAUCACUAGAACGCUCUCUCUCUUCUGUCAAAUAUGGACUUCUUCCUAAAUGUCCCUCUUAGCAGAAAAAUGACUGUUUCUUUUCAAGUUUACCAAGUGUUAUUCAACUAAAGAUGUAACCUAUGUCCAUAUAUGAUUUAGCAGUUCUGCUUGUUUCUGUGCUA
This is a messenger RNA of Daucus carota subsp. sativus, 822 nucleotides long. Its product is annotated as squamosa promoter-binding protein 1. Lineage: Eukaryota; Viridiplantae; Streptophyta; Magnoliopsida; Apiales; Apiaceae. Gene Ontology annotation, biological process: flower development. The coding region runs from base 138 to 563 and encodes 141 amino acids. The transcript is spliced from 2 exons. Gene Ontology annotation, cellular component: nucleus. Gene Ontology annotation, molecular function: DNA-binding transcription factor activity; DNA binding. The record is from RefSeq and is a predicted model, not a curated record.